Molecule: messenger RNA, 2187 nt
Organism: Hordeum vulgare subsp. vulgare (domesticated barley)
Lineage: Eukaryota; Viridiplantae; Streptophyta; Magnoliopsida; Poales; Poaceae
Product: OBERON-like protein
Exons: 3
Coding region: 180-1970 (596 amino acids)
Cellular component (GO): nucleus
Source: RefSeq, a predicted model, not a curated record
GAGAUUGGGGAACUUGCCGAGACCUCCAAAUCCACAGAAUCACGCGGAAGAAGACUCCUCCCCACUCCCGCAAACCUAUAGCUGCUCGUCUCCAUUGCGCCGCUCGACCUCCUCCUCCCUCCUGCUCAGGUGCGCCGCUGGCCCUCUUCCUCCCUCUCUCAGCUUACAGUUUGUGCAUCAUGGGGACUUCUUCAGGUGCGAAUUUCCAUCAACAGCCUCCGCCCCAGGGGAUGCUGCCGCCUCGCCAUGGUGCUCGGGCUCCGAGCCUGCAGACUUCCCUCUCACUGGCAUCGUCGGAACAGGUUGGCUCGCCUGAAAUGCAGGAACCUGUGUCCAAUUCUGACCAGGGCCAUGACUCUGCUACCGAAAGUGCAAGUUCGAGGGAGACCUGGCCUGUAGAGCCAGAACAGAGCAAUGCUGCUGCUGCUGGUAGUGGCGGUGCUGCGAAGAAGGUGGAGAUGGAAAAGGAUGUCAGAAAUGGUAUCCCCAAGUUGCAGGUUAUUCGCGGAAGCUCCCGCAUCGAUAGGGUGUCCCUGAGGGAGAUUGCGCGGGAGAGAGUGGACCUAGUUGUCGAGAAAAUGAAGGUAAUGCCAGAGGAGCACCUGGAGGAGAUUAAAAAUGAGCUGAGGUCAAUUCUGGAGGGGACAGGGGGUUCGCAUCAUAUUGAGGAGUUUCUGUAUCUGCAGAAGUUUGUCCAGGGCAGAGGUGAUUUGACACCAACUAUGCUUUCUGUGGCCCAUCAUGUCCAACUGGAGAUCCUCGUGGCAAUCAAGACUGGAAUCCAGGCGUUUUUGCACCCCAGCGUCACCAUUCCCCAAAGCCACCUGGUGGAGGUCUUCUUGUAUAAGAGGUGCCGGAACAUUGCUUGCCAGAGUGCUCUCCCGGCUGAGGAGUGCAGAUGCAAUGUAUGUGCUAACAGAAACGGGUUUUGCAACCUUUGCAUGUGUGUGAUUUGCAACAAGUUUGAUUUUGAGGUCAACACAUGCCGAUGGGUUGGGUGCGAUUUCUGUUCCCAUUGGACACACACUGACUGUGCGAUUCGUGUUGGCCAGAUUGGGACAGGGCAAUCAAUUAAGAGCAGCACCGGUCAUGCGGAAAUGCUUUUUAGGUGCCAGGCUUGCCAGAAGACAUCAGAAUUAUUCGGUUGGGUUAAGGAUGUGUUUCAACAAUGUGCUCCUGGUUGGGAUAGGGAUGCCUUAGUACGAGAGCUUGAGUUUGUUUGUAAGAUAUUUCGUCUAAGCGAAGACCCAAAAGGAAGAAAUUUGUUCAGGAAAUGUGCGAAUCUGAUUGAAAGAUUGAGGAAUAGUUCUCCUGAUUCUGUCAAUCCUAGGAUGAUACUGCAUGCACUUCGAGAGCUUGAGAUGGAUUCCCUGAAGAGCUCUGAAAAUGAAGAAUCAGGACGCUUGAUCACUCCCCAGGAGGCAUGUAAUCGUAUUGCAGAGGUAGUCCAAGAAGCUGUCAGAAAGAUGGAGCUUGUUGCUGAAGAGAAAAUGGGACUGUACAAAAAGGCUCGCACCGCCGUGGAGGCCUGUGACCGUGAGCUUGAUGAGAAGGCCAGACAAGUUCAGGAGUUCAAGGCCGAGAGGCUGCGGAAGAAGCAGCAGGUGGAGGAGCUCGAAAGCAUUGUUCGGUUGAAACAGGCCGAGGCCGAGAUGUUCCAGCUCAAAGCAAGCGAGGCCCGCCAGGAGGCUGAGAGGCUCCAGAGCAUCGCGCUUGCCAAAUCUGAGAGGGCUGAGCAGGACUAUGCUAGCCUCUACCUCAAGCGGCGCCUGGAGGAAGCGGAGGCAGAGAAGCAGUUUCUUUUCGAGAAAAUAAAGCUUCAGGACGGCCAUAGGCCCCCGCAGGCGAGCAGCAGCGUGCCUGGUGAUUCCUCUCAGGCGCCCUCUCAGGCGUUGAUGCUGUCCAAAAUUCAGGACCUUCUCAAGAACGUUCGUACCAUGCCGACAAAGUCGGAGGCGCAUUCAAAAUAAGAGCAGCAGUGCUCAUCAGGUUUGGGAUUACAUGUUUGUGUUAUUGUGCUAAUGUAUGGUGACUUAAGUGUGAUGUGUUAGGAGUAUAAUGGGCGGUGCUCCCCCUUGGAAAAUCAAAUAUUAAUGUUGUUGGCUAUAUCGGGAUAUGAUAUACUCAUGUAGGCUACAUAUUUUUAAUUGUUAUUACUUUGAGUAAGAGAUCAAUUCAUUGUUAAAA